This is a messenger RNA of Torulaspora globosa, 669 nucleotides long. It is a transcript of the gene RMI1, whose product is annotated as Rmi1p. NCBI's taxonomy places the organism in Eukaryota, Fungi, Ascomycota, Saccharomycetes, Saccharomycetales, Saccharomycetaceae. The record is from RefSeq and is a predicted model, not a curated record. The transcript has a single exon. The coding region runs from base 1 to 669 and encodes 222 amino acids.
AUGUCUCAAAUUAUCUCUCACGAUAUUACGCAGCCGAUUCAUAUUCCUCAGAUUGAUGGCAAUAGACUCAGCUCAAGGGACUCUUUAGUCUUACGGGCAUUCAAGAAUGAUGUUUGGCUUCCCAACACGACUGUUGCAGAACAAAAGCAUUGUCUGGUCUCUCGAGAGCUUUUAUUCCAAAUUUUGAUAGUUGAAGAUAUUUCAAAAUCUAAGCUGAGCCAGAUAGAGGACAUAACGGCCAGAUUGAACCCAAAUAAUCAGAGGAUCGACCGAUUGAGCAGUGGCAGAGAAAAGAUAGUCAUAAAUCAAGUCAAUGUGGAGAGCGAAGAGACAAAUAUCGAGACUUCGUCACCGCCAAACAAAAAAACUGUUUAUAGACUGACACUGCAGGAUAAAUCUGGGGCUAUCUUCUUCGCGUUGAACGUAACGAACUUGCCCUGGUUGUCUGUCUGUAUGUUGGGUUCGAAGCUGAUUAUUAGUAUGGGAACACAGUUCAUUAGAGGUGUUUUCCUGCUGAACGAUACCAACUGCAUAUUCUUAGGCGGUGUCAAUCAAACAUGGAAUGAGAACCGCGAACUCAAGCUUCAAGAUUACUUAGAGUCGAAGCUUCAAAGAGAAAGUGAAUCUCAACUAUCCUCGAAUACUAAGAAGAGGAAGGCUACACAAUAA